This is a messenger RNA of Carassius gibelio (silver crucian carp), 28626 nucleotides long. Its product is annotated as microtubule-actin cross-linking factor 1. The transcript is spliced from 96 exons. Gene Ontology annotation, biological process: intermediate filament bundle assembly; regulation of microtubule-based process; regulation of focal adhesion assembly. The record is from RefSeq and is a predicted model, not a curated record. Lineage: Eukaryota; Metazoa; Chordata; Actinopteri; Cypriniformes; Cyprinidae. The coding region runs from base 1851 to 27236 and encodes 8461 amino acids. Gene Ontology annotation, molecular function: microtubule binding; calcium ion binding; keratin filament binding. Gene Ontology annotation, cellular component: cell junction; membrane; keratin filament.
AGCUCUUUUUCCGCUGGUGCCUACCAGUGAGAGCAGAGGAGCUACCCAGCAAAUGAGAAGAGGACACAUGCAAUCUGCUGUUACUGGAGCCCCUGGCUUCCUCUCUCCCCUGCAGGCCUCUUGAAGCACACCACAUAUACAGCGACACAUAUGCUUUCAAUCUCAAAAUCGGGAUCGCUGAACCCUGCAGGCUCACACAUGUAAGUCGCACAUUUUAAUUUGUACCCAGGUUGUGCAAAGGAGAGCACCGUAUCAAUCGGAUCAAUUUCGCCAUGCUUGACUGAUGGAGCCACGCUUUUUUCAACACUGGGGCAACCACUGUUCUCCGAGGCCAGCAGUGCAGCUCCAGGUUGGGGGAGGAUUCCUCUGGAUUUCCCUCUGUUCCUCUUCCAGCCAUGGUUCAACUGCCCAGCCCAGUCCUAUCCUGGCGGCGUUCUAAUUAGAUUCCACAGCCUGAGAAGCCGACAGUAUCAGGGAGCGGCACCUUGUCAGUUAUCACUUUUUCUCCCAUCGACUCACCCAAAUUGAGGGAUGUACACUGCUUAGUGGCGGAACAAGGAAGACAGGAUGGCUUGAAACCAUGUCUGUUUGAUAUAUGAGACUGGACUUAAACCACUUCUAUAACCAACCAUGUCAGCAGGGUGAAAGUGGUUGUUGAAUUUUGCUGGCUGAAGGUGAGGUCCUCACUCAUGGUAGUCACCAUCCUCUUUAUUGACUUGAAUGUGCUGGCGUCAGUGCAUGGGUUGCCAUCUCCCGUGGCAGCAGUGGCGAGACAUUUAGUACCUAGCCCCUCCCCUUCUUUCUCUUCAAUGUCUGGAGACUUGUUUUAAUGGAGUUUGCAUGCCUGGGACGUGAAACACACAGCUACAGGUGUGAAAACCAAACAUCAUCUCACAUAGACUGGUUAUGCUUGGGUGAUGAUAGGAACAAAAGAUAUUCAGCUUUGGUGGGUUGUGACUAAAUUGUAGAUUAAUUACUUGACACUGCUCUUUCGUCCAUUAGGAGCUGAUCUGGGCUUUUAUGACUGCUUCCCAAUACGUUACAUACCCUAUGUGAUGUUAGCAGAGUGAAGUGAUCAGUAAUGUUUACUAAAGAUAUUCAGAAAAGCAGGUGUUUCUAGGAGUCUUACUGUACACGCAUAAAUACAUAUCCCGACAUGGUUUUCUCAUGUUUUUAGUUGCAUUAAAGCUGACGAUUAGUGCAUCUUAAUGAUGCAUCCUGAUGCAGAGUUAUUGAGCAUGUGUGCUCGCAUGAGUAUGUCUCUCUAUGUCUGCAGUGCAGUUUUAUUGUCGUUCUCACCUUGAGGUAUAUCUACAGUGGCUUUAAUAAUAUUGUGUCUUUGAGUACCAUUACAAAUGGCCUGCUAUUUAAUACAUAGCUUGUGAAAUGGGAUAAAAGGUACCAGUUUUUCUUCAGUCAGUGCUGCAUCAUCUCUGCAUCAAGAGCGAAUGGAAAAAACAUCAAAUGGUUUGCCGUAGGAUUUUAAUAUUUUAUAAAGGACAGUAACCUAUAUUCAGCAUCAUGUCCUAGAGGCUUACUAGGACCUAAAGUGAUAUUUGGUUUAGGUUAACUGCAACAUUGCUUGAACGACAGAAAGAGAAAACUAAGCAACAGGAGAUAUGACUGGUGUCCACACCUGAAGUUGAGACAUGAUGUCCUGGGAGAACCUCACCCUGUACCAAACCAUUUUGUCAUGGUUAAUACUUCUUGUCAUGAUUUUCACUCCAGAUCAGACAUUAACUUAAUAUUUUAAUUAACCUUACCAGCCUCAGGCUGACUUAUUUGCUCCCAUUGUGGACAUCACUUUAUUUCCUUUUGGCUCAUAUUUAUUUGCUCUGUCUCUAUGAGAUAUGGGGAGCUCCCUUGGUUGUGUGAAACAACCCAGGGAUGCUGGACCAGGUGGUGCUGCACCACUAUCACCCAAAAGAAAACUUCGCUUCAGGCGAAAACGAAAGGCCAAACAGAAGUUAAAAGGUGCCGAAGGGGAGGACAAGAAAAGCUGUGUCCUUGAAGAGAAGGGGAGUGGAAGUGUUGAAGUUACGGAGGGGUCUAUGACAAGAGCCCCUGAUUCCGCCAAAUUGGUAUCUGGACAGAUAACUACUGAAACUGAAACGCCCACCAAUGUUGUCCUUGUUCCCGGUAUGGCCCCAAUAUUUGGAAGCACAGGGACAUUGCGGGGCAGUAAGAUGGCCAUUCUUUCCCCAGAUCCUAGUCCAGCUUGGCUGGGGGCACUUCGCCAGUUUGAGGUAGAGGGACUCAGCGAAGAGUCUCAUGCUGAAUUAGAGCAAGGCAGCACAACUCCUGGAGGAGGAAGAGUCUGUAAGGUUCGAGAGCGAGUUCAGGGGGUAUUAGAGAGACCCUGUCUUUUACGCUCCAAACGUGGUGACCUGGAAAUAGAGAAGGAAGGUGGAGAUUUGCAUGGGCAGAGUGAACUGAUAUUCGGUGAACCCUCGGAAACCGAGAAGAAGGGAGUUGUUCACAUUCGUGAGUUUGGAGGACAACUUUGUGUGGUCCGAACUGUGUAUCCAAGGGACUAUGGGUCGCCCAUCUGGCGUGAAAAAGAACUUGAGGUCCAUUCCGAACCUCCAGCUGCAUCUCCUAUUACUGGAGGCAUUACGAAAAUACAAGUGUCCGUAACUCAAGGGCGACCACCCGGGAAGAAAGACCCUGCCAAACCAGCAACAGCUGCAGCUCGGGGAAAAAAAGGGAGAGAGUUCCUGUUGGACCACUCUGCUCAAGUAGCUGAAUGCAUUGGUCCCCCACCACAAGACCUUCAGUCUUCAGGUUAUGCUAGCGAUGUGCCUCUCAUCUCACCCGAGACGGGAGGUGCUGUUCAGACUGACUGGGAGAGCUCCUCUGAUGUGCUUGAUUCUUCUAUGCUUGAGAGUCCCAUCUCCCCCCAAGAAAUACCUGCUCAGCCUUCCACACAGAUUUCUGAGAUCUAUGUGAGCGGUGAGUCAGGUGACCUCACGGCAAAAGAGAAGCUGCUACUAUGGAGUCAACAGGCAACAGAGGGCUACCCCGGUCUCCGUUGUGCCAAUUUCUCCUCCAGCUGGAGCAAUGGACGCUUGUUCAAUGCUCUUCUGCACAGAUACAGGCCAGACCUGAUUGACAUGGAAGUGGUUGCGCAACAGAGUAACCGUGACAACCUGGAACAGGCCUUUGAGAUUGCGGAGUCGUUAGGUGUAACGCGACUUCUAGAUGCUGAAGAUGUUGAUGUGCCGUCGCCAGAUGAGAAAUCUGUCAUCACAUACGUCUCCUCCAUCUACGAUGCUUUCCCCAAGAUCCCAGAGGGUGGAGAAGGCAUUACAGCUCAUGAGGUUGACCAGCGAUGGACAGAGUACCAGUCUGGCUUCUCUUCUCUGCUGCAGUGGACCAGGCAACACACGGCCCUCAUGGCCAACAGGAGCUUCCCCCACAAUCCUGUGGAACUCAAGGCACUUUACAAUGAAUAUGUCCACUUCAAAGAAACCGAGAUCCCUGCGCAGGAGAGAGAGAAGAGCCACAUCGAGCACCUUUACAAGCUUUUGGAGGCUUGGAUAGAGUUCGGGCGCAUUAAGCUGCCUCAAGGGCUACACCCUAAUGAUCUGGAGGAGGAAUGGGGAAAACUGAUCCUGGAGAUGUUGGACAGAGAGAAAGCAAUGAGGCCUGCUGUGGAGAGGUUGGAGCUACUGCUACAGAAAGCCAAUAAGAUCCAGAACAUGGCAGUAGAUUGCGAGGAGAAACUCACGCUGGCGAAGAACACUUUGCAGGCUGACAUGUCUCAGCUAGAGAAUGGGCAGCCGGUGCGAUGUGAGAAUGAAUUGGGGAUGUAUCUGCAGGACUGUGAGGCUUUAGUCAGACAGCUUCAUCUUGACCUGCAGGUCCUCCGAGAUGAGAAGUACUAUCAAGUGGAGCAGCUGGCUUUCAGGGUGUCCUGUUUGCAGGAGGAGCUGGUCUCAAUGCGCCUGCAGUGUGCCAGUGUGUACAGGAAGGGUCAUUUCUCCACUGGGGGUCUGCUGGGAGAGCAUGCGGGUCAGAAGGGUUCCUCAGGAGGUCUGGCUACGCUGGGAGCACAGACGCUUCUGGGUGCAGUGGGUGCUGCGGCGUCCCUGCUCAGACGGCCGAUGUCUCGUGCAGACCUGGUAGCCAUGUCAUCAUCUGAGGAUGAAGGCAGUCUGCGCUUCAUCUACGAGCUGCUGGGGUGGGUGGAUGAGACGCAGGACCUGCUGGAGCGAGCCGAGUGGGGUUCUGAUCUACCCUCUGUAGAACAGCACCUGCAAGAGCACCACAUCAUUCACACGGCAGUGGAAGAGCUUCUGAAUAGCCUCAAAGAGGCUCGAAACUAUGAGUCAAGGGUCUCGCCUAAUCUACGUAGCAGUUACUCUGAGACUCUAUCCAAGCUGGAGAACCAGUAUUGCAAACUGCUGGAACAUUCGUCAUGGCGACUGCGUUGCCUAGAGAGCCUUCGAACUUUUGUGUCCCACUGCACUGAGGAGCUGAUCUGGCUCAAUGAGAGGGAGGAGGAGGAGCUGGCCUUCGACUGGAGCGACAGCAACACCAACAUGGCUGCCAAAAGAGAGCAAUAUGCUGAGAUGAGGUCAGAGCUGGAGGUAAAACAGGAAGUGAUGCACUCUCUCCAGGAGACAGCUGAUCACCUGUGUCAAGAGAACCACCCAGCCAAGCAAACAGUGGAGGCUUACAGUGCUGCCCUGCAGACGCAGUGGCAGUGGAUCAAAGAGCUCUGCAUAUGUGUGGAGCAGCAUCUCAAGGACAACACUGCCUACUUCCAGUUUACGAGUGAUGCACGGGACUGUGAAAGCUAUCUGCGUCAACUACAAGACACCAUUAAGAGACAGUACACCUGUGAUAAGAACAGUAGACUCGGUAGACUGGAAGACCUGUUGCAGGACUCCAUGGAGGAGAAAGAACAAUUGAUUGAAUACCGCAGCACAGUGGCCAGCCUUGUUGGCCGAGCCAAGUCUGUAGUCCAGCUCCGUCCACGCAGUGCAGAUAGUAACCUGGUCACCACCACGCCAAUUCGUACCAUUUGUGACUACCGACAAAUAGAGAUCACGAUCAGCAAAGGAGAGGAGUGUGUACUGGAGGAUAACUCUCAGAGGACUAAGUGGAAGGUCAUCAGUCCUACAGGAAAUGAGGCCAUGGUGCCAUCUGUGUGUUUCACCAUUCCUGCUCCUAAUCAGGAGGCCAUUGACACUGCCAGCAGAAUGGAGCAGAUGUACCAGAAUGUCAUGUCUCUAUGGCACCAACUGCAUGUUAACAUGAAGAGUGUGAUCUCCUGGAACUACCUGCAAAAAGACAUAAGAAAUAUUUCCUCCUGGAGUCUGGACACAAUGCGCUUGCAGGCUCCAGCAGAGAGGCAGCAGGCUUUAGACAACCUUGAAGCCCACUUGUCUGACUUCCUCACAGACAGUCGCGAGAGCUCCCUUUUCACUCCAACUGAACGGCGUGAGCUAGAGAGAGAAGCUGAGAACUGCCGUGAACAUUGCCAAACACUGCGGGUCACUUUGGAGACAGUGGAGAAGGAUGAGUUGGCGUCUCGCGCUUACCUCUCCGAGCUGCAGAGCAUCAAGUCCCAUCUGGAGGAUGCAGAGAGCAGACUGAUGCGUGGCAUGCAGACUCCACACCCCAGCACAAUAUCAGGAGAUGUGGCAGACAAUGCAGUUCACAUAGCAGAGCAAGAGAAGCUGCAGCAGGAUCUGAAAGGUCUUCAGUCAGAUUUGGGUGAAGUGUCCCGUCGCUGUGUGAGCUUCUUUGAGGAGAAGCCUUCCUCUUCCAGUGUGCCUGUCCUGCGCUCUGAGCUCAACCUGGCCGUAGAGCACAUAGAGAAACUCAACUCCCUCUCCUCUGUUUAUCUGCAAAAAUUGAAGACUGUUGAUGUGUUGAUGAGAAGCCUGCAGGCUGCAGAAAGUCAAGUGAAAAAGUAUGAGAGUCGACUGAGUGAAGAGGAUAUUGUCCCCGCUGAUACUGCUGCAAUCCAGGCCUUGGGAGAGCAGUUAAAUAAAUGGCAUUCAGAGCUGGAGGAGCAGGAUCACAUAUUCAACAGUCUGAGUUUAGAGGUCCAGCAGGCUAGAGAGGUCGGAAACCAGCUCAACCAGCUGCACCCUGACCGCAGCCCAGAACUGGACCGCUACCAGGAGAAAGCACAACAGCUCACAGAGAGGUGGAGCGGAGUGCGCAGGCAAAUGGAGACACGGCGAGCAGAUCUGGAGAUGCUGGGUUCGGCGCUGCAGCAGUACAGAGAAGGCCACUCCUCUCUCAUCCGCUGGAUAGAGGAGACCACCGAUAAACAGGAGAACACACAACCUGAGCAGACGGACAGCAGAGCUUUGUCAGAGCAGCUCGCACAGCAAACGGCAUUGGUGGUUGAGAUUGAACAGAACCAGGUCAAACUGGAUGAAUGCCAGACGUACUCUAAACAGUACUGCGCUGCUGUUAAGGACUAUGAACUCCAGCUUAUGACGUUCCGAGCUUUUGUUGAAUCAACCCAAAAGUCUCCUGUGAAAAGGAGGAGGAUGCACUCUUCAUCUGAUGUCAUUACACAUGAGUUUAUGGAUUUACGCACGCGCUACACAGCUCUGGUUACACUGACAACACAACAUGUCAAGUAUAUCAGUGAUGCACUGCGGCGACUAGAGGAGGAAGAGAAAGAGGUGGAAGAGGAGAGGCAGGCACGAGUGGGCCAGGUCUCAGAGCUGCUCGGCUGGGUCAAGGGCCUACAGGAGCGUGCUGGCAGAUCUGCCGAGCCAUCACUUGCUGCACAGCAGGCUAUUAGUGAGCAGCUAGCAGCUAAAAAGGAGGAAGUUGCUGAAGCUAUCAGGAGCACCCAAGUCUUCCUGAUGUCAAAACAGGCCAGCAAGCUGUCUCCUGAAGAGCGCGCGCAGGUGGUCUCCCAGCUGGAUGAGCUGACGGCCACCUACACUCAAUUGUGUGACAGUUCUGCCGCACAGUUGCAACAACUGGAGGAGCAGCUGGCCAAAGAGGAGAAGCGCAAGGGCCAAGAGAUCAUCGCUGGAGUAAUUGACCUUGGCACCAUGGAAACCUUUCCAGUUUUCCAGGCAGCACAGCAUGGCCUCAUAGAUCAAGAUACCUGCCUUGUACUGUUGGAGGCACAGGUCGUCAUGGGUGGUCUAUUCCAGCCUGACUCCCCUGAUAAACUGUCAUUAGAUAAGAGUCUUUCCAGUGGUUUGAUUGAUCAACAUACCUACCAAUCACUGAAAGAGUUAGAGACUGCCCUUGGUCUUGUCAACACAGUAAAAUUUGCAGAGGGUCAGGAAUUACCUGUAGCCACUGCUGUGAAAGAAGGUGUCAUAAAGGAGCUGAUGGGGCUCCGUAUACUUGAGCUGCAGAUAAGCACUGGAAGCCUGAAGGCUGGUUCCAGUGGAGAAAUAGUCAGCAUGGAUAAUGCAAGGGAGAGGGGAUUGUUAUCCCCUGAUCUUUGCCAAAAGCUACAAUCCUGUCUUCACCGGCGAGAACUUAUUGAUCCAAACACAGCAGAAAAACUAAGUCUGGUUGACUUUCAAAAGCGAUGUGUUCUCAACCAGGAGAAGGGUCUGCGUUUAUUUCCAGUUAAACAGAAGCCAGGAGGAACUGUCUGCUUAUGCUCUGGCAGAAAGGUGGGAAUAUUCCGAGCUGUUCAAGAGGGGCUUAUCGAUCGGCAUGUCACAGUUCGACUUCUGGAGGCUCAGUUGUUUGCUGGGGGUAUCUCAGACCCCCGCUCAGGACACAGAUUGACUGUUAAUGAGGCUGUCCUGCAUGGCCUGAUGGAUCAGGACUUGGCCUGCACCCUCAUGACACGACAGCUACAAACAGGAGGAAUAAUAGAUCCUGUCAGUGGGGAGCGUCUAGAGUUGGAUGAGGCCAUAAAACGAGACCUUCUCUCUCCUCGCAUAGCCUUGCAUGUUCUGGAAUCUCUCCAGGCCUUUACGGCAGUAAUGUGGCCAGAAUCAGGCGAGCUGCUUCCUGUAAGCGAGGCACUUCAGCAGGGUGUUGUCAGUAGAGAGCUUGCUGCAAAAGCCUUGAGAAAACGCCAUUCUGUUGGUGCGGUAUAUCUGCCUGAGACUGGACAGGUGGUCCCUCUCCGUCAAGCUGAGAAGAUACUUAAGCCACAGGCAGUGGAGAUCCUAAAACACAUCCAGGUUCCAGAUGUCCUUCCCCAUGUGUCUCCCUCAAGUUCCUCAUACAUAAAGCGAUUAAGUUCUGGAUCUGCGUAUUCUUCAUCACCCCUUGCCUCACAUGCAGAUAUCAAUUAUGACUUUCCCAUCAUGGAGGAAAGCAGGUCAGAAGAGCAGGUUCAAAACCACCUUCUCAGUCAAGUGAUGACACACAGCUACAUUAAUGCUCACUCAGGAGAACGCCUAGUCUUACUAGAACCAGAAUUGGUAGAACUAAUAUGUAGAAAUGUCAAAACUGCAAACGUUGCCAGACCAGUUAGAGUUAUGCUGGACAGCAAAGCUAUGAGUGGGAUUGAAGAGGAAAAAAAUGAAGAACUCAAAAUUUCACAACAUGAAAUUGCCUGCAGGGACUCAUAUAUGGAAGAGACUGUAGGAAUGACAGGGGAAAAACUUGCACCCUUGAUGAUCACCAACAGAACCUUUAAAGAGCCUUUGCAUAAAGUCGUUGUGCAAAAGAAGGUUCUAUCAUCAGAAGAGUAUGAACAACACAAGAUAAAAGAUAAAAUUGCUGGCAAGAUAACUGAUAAAGGAGAGGUAGUAGAAAGAACAGAAGAUCUAGCACCAUUGACGGAAACAAACAUUACAGAGCUUUCAAAUAAACAGAUUCAACAAGAAGAGGUUUUGUCAUCAAGAGACUAUGUAGAACCCAAGAUUAAAAAAGAUGACACUGACAGCAGAAAUACUGACAUGGGUAGGACUAUAGAAGGAGCAGGGGAAGAACUUGCAUGCUUGACAGGCAUUGUCCGAACUUCUAUAGAUCCUUUACAUGCAGAGGUUUGGCAAGAUACAUUUCUAUCAUCAAGAGAAUGUGAAGAACCCAAGAUUAAAAAAUAUGAAAUUGAGAGCAAUAACACUAAUGUGGGUGAAAGUAUCAAACUGGCAGAGAAAGAUUUUAUAGUGCCUUCACAUAAAGAGAACUUGCAGGAGAAAGUUCUGUCACCAGGAAGACAUGAAAAACCCAAGCUUUUGAAAGGUAAAAUUGCCUGGACAAACACUGACACAGGUGAGACAGUAGAAAGAGCAGAGGAAGAUCUUGCACCCUUGACAGGCACAGAAGAAUCUUUUAUGGAGCCUUCACGUGCAGUUUGGCAAGAGAAAGUUCUGUCAUCAGGAGAAUGUGAUGAAUCUAUAAUUUUAAAGGGUAAAAUUGCCUGGACAAACACUGAUAUAGGCGAGACAGUAGAAAGAGCAGAGGAAGAUCUUGCCCCCUUGACAGGCACAGCUAGAGAUUUGAUAGUGCCAUUACAUAAAGAGAACUUACAAGAGAAAGUUCUAUCAUCAGGACAAUAUAAAGAACCCAAGAUUAAAAAAGAUAAAACCUCCAGCAAGGAGACUAACAUAGUUGAGACAAAAGAAAGACCAGAGGAAGAAGCUGCAGCUUUAACAGGCUCAGAAAUAACCUUUAUAGAGCCUACAUGUGAAGUUGUUUGGCAAGAUAAAGUUCUGUCAUCAGGAGAAUAUGAAGAACCCAUUAUUAAAGGUAAAAUUGCCUACAAGAUCACUGGUAUGGGUGAGAUGAGAGAAAGAGCAGAGGAAGAUGUUGCUCCCUUGACAGAUGCAGGCAUUGCUUUUAUAGAGCCAUUAAAUAAAGACAAUUUACAAGAGAAAGUUCUUUCAUCAGGACAACCCAAGAUUAAAAAAGAUGAAACCGUCAGCAAGAAGACUGUCAUAGGUGAGACAAAAGAAAGACCAGAGGAAGAUAUUGCAGCUUUAACAGGCACAGAAAUAACCUUUAUAGAGCCUACACAUGAAGCUGUUUGGCAUGAGAAAGUUCUGUCAUCAGGAAAAUAUGAAGAACCUAUGAUAAUGAAAGGUAAAAUUGCCUACAAGAUUACUGGUAUGGGUGAGAUGAUAGAAAAAGCAGAGGGAGAUCUUUCACCCUUAACAGGCACAGAAGAAUCUUUUAUGGAGCCUUCACAUGUAGUUCGUCAAGAGAAAGUUCUGUCAUCAGGAGAAUGUGAUGAAUCUGAAAAUAAAAAAGAUGAAAUUGACAGGAAGAACACUGAAAUGGGUGAGACUAAAGUAAGAGCAGAGGAAGAUAUUCCACUCUUGACAGUCUCAGAAAGAACCCUUAAGGAACCUUCACAAGAAGAGUACUGGCAAAAGAAUGUUCUGUCAUCGCUACAAUAUGAAGAACCCAAGAUUAAUAUAAGUAAAAUUGCCAGCAAGAAGACUGAUAUGGGUGAAACUGUAGAAAGGACAGAGGAGUAUCUUGCACCCUCAACAGGGAAAAGCCUCAACUUAACAGUGCCUUUUCAAACAAGCUCAAUCCUACCAAAGACUAUAUCAGAUAUUGGGGCACCCUCUCAAAAUCUAUUUAUAGAUUCAACAUUAAAUGAAUCUAAAAAUAAGCAAAUACUUGACCUGGAACAGGUGGGGUAUAAUAGUGGGGUACCAGAACAAAAGGGCGAAAUCAGUGCAUGUACUUCAAAUCAAGAUACUGUAAAUAUAAGACAAUAUGAUGAGCUAAAUGUCAAUCCAGAUGAAGCCAAGACAGCAAAGCAGUCAGAUGAACUGAAGAAAAUCGUUGAACAAAAGGAAAAUAAAAUUAUAUUUGAACAACCUGGUAAAGAUAAGAAAUUAUACCCUUCAGAAAAUACUUUGUCAGUGGAACUAAGUACUGAUGAUGUGAAGCUUGAGAGUAUGGCUUUGGAACUGCAACAAAGGGGUUUUGUAACUGUAGGUGGUCAAAAAGUCCUUCUGGAUGAAGCUGUGGAUCAGGGUUUGCUUCCAGGGCACACUGCUAUUAAGCUUAUGGAAAAAGCUGGUCUCUUUGGUGGUUUUCUGGAUAUUAAUGCCUGUAAGUCACUUAGUGUUGAGGAUGUGAUGCAAGAAGGCAUGUUGGAUGAGGACCUGAUGGCCAGUGUGCUCCAUUCAGAAAAGAUUUUAGCCGGUGUGAUUGAUGUGGAGCAUGGGCGGUACUGUUCAAUAAAGGAUGCUGCUGAGGCAGGCCUGUUGGACUCCGAUACGGCUGCUCAUCUCCUUGAAGCCCAGGUUGUGUCAGGGGGAAUAGUUGACCUACGAAGAGACAAGAAGUUAUCAGUUACCCUUGCAGCCAACCUUGGACUGAUUGAAGAGGGUAGAAAGGAGAAGCUUCUUGCACUGGAAAAGUCAUGCCGGGGAAAAUGUUCAGAUACAAAUGCUGUGCAAACCAAGUUGGCACUACAGUUACAAAUGAAAGGAGUGGUGGACCCAAAAUCCAAAAAGCCUGUCCCUCUGGAACAAGCCCUUCAAACUGGGUUAAUUGGACAGGAUGAGGCUCAGACGAUUCUAUGCCAGCAGGUUGCAGAAGGUGGCAUUGUGCAUCCUGGCUCUGGAGUUCGCCUUGCUGUUGUUGAUGCUCUGCAACUGGGUCUCAUAGAUCACACAGUUGCUGCAAAGUUAAUGGAACUUGAAAAGGCAUUCAAAGGCCAAGAACAAAGUAGUAUAGAUCAUAAUACUUCACUUAUUCAGGCUUCUACGGGUUCUAUUUAUGAUGAUGCAUCAAAAAGCAGGAUUACUCUGAGUGAGGCUGUUUCUAAGGGCCUCAUAGGUGAAGAAACAGCAAAUAAAGCUAUGGACUCAUCCAAUGUGAAAAGUGGAUUGUUGGAUCCUCAUAAAGCUUGUAUUGUGUCCUACUCUGAGCUGAUAAACCAGGGUAAAAUUGACAUUGAGAAACGACAGAGAUUCCUUGAAGUGAGACCUUUCAGGGGAGUUGUGCAUAAACAAACUGAUGAAAUGAUGACCCUACCACAGGCAAUUAAGGCAGGCCAAAUAGAUCCCAUACCAGCAGUGAGAGUAUUGCAGAGUCAAGCAGAUACAGGGGGUAUCAUUAACAUAUACAGUGGAGAGCGUUUGGCUCUUCCAGAGGCUAUAAAUAAAGGCCUAGUUGACAAAGACAUGGCUAAAUGUAUUGCUAAAAAUCAACUCUCAAAGGGGGGGUUGCUCAAUCCAGCAAGUGGACAAAAGGUCUCCAGCAUUACUGAGGCGAUUGAAUAUGGGCUUAUUUCUACUGAAAUGGCUGCAGAACUUCAACACAGUAUGGGCCUUGUUGAUGUGUGUGAGAAGAAAAGUUUUAAAAUAUCAGCUUCCUCAAUGACAGAAACUUCUAGUUCUUUUGUUCCUGAGAUGAUAUCGGAGCGUGUCAGUCCUAAUGAAAUGUCACUUGAGAAAGGUCUGUUGAGUAUACCAUCACCACCAUCAUCAUAUCGUACAGAGGCUGAAAUAAAAGAUGCAGAUCUUCAGAAAAAAGAGGAACGUGAAUCUUUUGACAUCUGUCAUGAUUUAGAAAGUAUGGAACAAUUUGUUGAUGCCGUGACGCAGGACAGCAAUGAUACAUCAUUGAAGGUUCUGACAGAAUUUACCUUGAAAGCUGAAAAAAGACUUCAGCAGGCCAUUAAAGAAAUAAAGCCCACAGAAAGAGAACAUUUCGUAUCUCAGCCAAUCCAAAGCCCUGAUCGACAUGAAGAGAUGUCUGAUUUCAAAUAUCAAAAGGUGGAAGAUAAGAACUCAACAACUUUACUUGACCACACCCCAGGGACGGAAAUCAAGAGACAGAGAGUCAGUGUAUCUGCAGUUACUACUGCCAUUUUAUCAGAAAGCAGUGAUAACAGCAAAGAGAAAGUCCCAUCUACCGAGCAAACAAUAGGAGAGACAGGGAUCCAAAGGCAGACAGUAAGUAAAUCUGCAAUCUCUGAAGUCAGUUUAUCAGAUGCUAAUGAUGCCUUGCAAAAAAAGGAACAAACCCCAUUUAUAGAGCAAAUAGAGGGGCAUAGUUUCAAGUGUGAAGCAGAUCAGUCUGUGUCCAAACCAGAGAAAAUCAAGGACAGCCAAGAGACUGGAUUAGAUCCUAAUGCUUCUACAACCACAAGGUCAGUUAAAGUAUCAGGAAAGAAGAAAGGCAGAGGAAAAAGUGACAAGCAAGCUAAAAUGGAAAGUGAUGUAAAGCUACAAGUUUCAGAAACCUCAGCCAGAAUUUCACCUAUAGAAAAAGCAGAGGUUGAUGGACAAAGUGGCUUUACCACUAAACAAAAGCGUAUUAUGAAAGACGACAAAGAAAAGGUGGUUGAAGUACAGCAAUCAGAAACAACCCAUGAAAGUGGUAGCACUGCACCUUUGACAGGGAGUGAUAAGACUGUGCAAGGCAAAGAUUUGGAAAUGGGGGUGGAUAGAACUGCUAAAGAAACGGAGACCCCCAAAUGUGAGUCUGAUCAUGAAACCAAUGAAAAACAAAAAGAGAAGACACACAGUGUCACGACUUGCAUGGCAAAAACAGACCAGAGUCAGGAAGCUGUUGUGGUCUCUAAGGACCUUGGCACUGAGGUAUCAGAAAAGAAGAGAAAGAAGAAAAGCAAAAGUAAAAAAUUUAAGCAAGUGUGUGUUGUUGAAACAGAAGGUGUAGAGAAAAGAGAUGAUGAGACUGAGCAAGAGCAAAAGACAGCAAUCCAUGAGGUUCAACCUCAAAGCAAUCAAUCAGAUGAGAAAGAAAGUAUGAAGAAACUUGAGAAAGCCAGUCAGGCAAUGGCACAGAAGGAAAUACUUUUAAUGAAAGCUAAGGAAAGCAUUCUUAGGAAGGUGUUUGAGCGAGGAGUGAGUGAAAAACAAGCUGCUGAAGAAUUAGAAGCGAUGCGUCAAGUAGCCAGUAUUGGAGAAUACCACAUUACCACCCAAGAAGAAACUGUUGUAGAGAAGACAAGCACUAAGCCUCCUCAAAGUAAGAAGAAAGACAACAAACCACACCAGACGAGGCAAGAAAUGAAUGAAAGUGUUGAAAAGUCAGUGCCAAACAUUGCAGAGAAUCCUUUAGCUGGGUCUGAUAUUGAUCCAUACUUCUCAGCUAAAGCACAGCUUCAAAACCCAGAAGAAGAUGGGCAUGACAAUCUUACAAACACAGGAUUAAGUGGAGAUGAUAUGAAUCAGAAUAUUCCAUGUAUGAAAACAUCUGAUGACAUUGUGGACAUAAACCAGAAAGAACUGGCUCUAAUCCAGAAUUUAGAAGGGGAAACCAAAGAAAAAACAGCAGAAGAACACGGCAUUGAACAGUUAUAUACAGAUGAAAAGGUGAUAGACCCUGAAGUGACUGAAGUGACCUUGCCAUCAAGCACUGCAGUGACUGACAGCCAUGAAAUUGCUAAAUCAGUACCCCUCAAAUGUGUCUUCGACGUCCCAGUGAAGAAGGACUCCAAAGCACUUCAAUCAAGUGAAGUGUGUACUCCUUUACAAAAUACCAAAACAGCAGUGAAAGAGGCAAGCAGUGAAGUUCAUCAAGAAAGAAUCGGGGAGACCCCUUUCAGUGAUUAUGAGACCACAGAUGCAGCUUCAAUCCAAAAAUGUAAAGUUUCUGGUCUACCCCUUAUGGAGGUGAUCUCAGAGUCUGAUACCAAACAGAAAGAACAGGUGGAAGAAUAUGCAGAGGCUUUAGUGGAAAGGCAGCCUGGAGCAAUUCAAAUAAGCAAAGACAAUACAAGAGUUAGCAAGUCCUCACUGGCUCGCCAAAAGUGCUUAGAACAUGACCAACAGAUUGUGUCCUUGCUUUCCAUGGUGAGACACAUUGAGGUCCGCCUAAAACAGCAGCAGCAGCACCAACCAGUUGGUAGAAGUCUCUCCACACUUGAUGACAUAAUCAAACAGACAGAGAUGCUUUUUUUGGAAAUUAGUGACCUGGAACCAGAAGUGCACAAGAAGACUGAAGCAGCCACCCAGCUGCUGGAGUCUUGUCCUCAGGAUGUUCCACCUCAGCUGCUUAUAGCCCUGGAAAAAGAUGGGCGAAGCUUAACUCGGGCUUAUAAUGCAGCCAGAGACCUUGCCCAGAAUACUUUGCAGGGGUUACGAGAACAACGUGAUGCACAAAACAAAGCUGUAAGCUGUCAGCUGAAAUCUUUACAAGAGAAAGUUGACAAACUUCUUAGCUGGCUUAAGGAUACUGAGACACAAAUGCAGGAAGAAACAGGGGUAGAUGGACAAACGGUGGCCGAGAUCACUCGUAAGCAACAGUUGUGCAAGAUGUUGCAGAACUCCCUCGCUGCCCGAUCUAAUGAAGUCAGCAGUGUGGCAUUCAAUAUUCAAGUGUUUAUCUCUGAGCAUGCUCAGGACCUGUUGCCUGAUCAGAGCAGGCAUCUCCUUGGACAACUGGAGCAGUUACAGAAGGUCUUUCACCAGGCUGUUGGUCUCAAUCAUGCCAGGGCAGAGGCACUAUCAGCCCAGAACGCAAGAGAGAACGAACGAAUGAGGAGAGAACAGGAAGAAAAGGAAGAGAAAAUGGAAAAAGAGAAACAAACUACAAGGGAUAGAGAGGUUGUGCAGCAGAAGAAGGCAGAAUGCUCUCAAAAACUGGAGAAUCUCUCAAUGUGGUUGGCUGGUGCUGCCAGCCUCCUGGCCAAUCAGAUAGUUGGAACCGAGUCAGAUGAUGUGAAUGAGUUACAGCAGAAGCAAAGAGAGCUUAAGGAGGUGGAGAAGGACCUUCUGACCAAAAUUGACUUGUUGAAUGAAACUAUACGCUCAGUGGAGGAGUUCCUGUCUGAUCGGGGUGAUAGUUUAAGUCCUGAAGAGAGGGCCAAACUACAGGGGACUCUUUCACAAAUGAAAGAGCAGCACAGCUCACUUACAAACUCAGUCCGCUCUUCACUAGCUAAAGUAGACACUGCCAUUGUCACAACAGUGCAGCAGAACACACAGAAAGCUAAAGCAGAAGAGCAGAUGCAGGAGACACAGGAAAAAAUAGACACACUUCUCAGAGAAUUGUCAUCACUGGAUGACUCAAAGAGGAGGUCGCUUGGCAGCACCGUCACUGACACCCCAUCAUCUGGACCACCAGAGAAUGCUCUGAAUUCUCACAGUGACAUGCUUCAGACGGAGCUGCAGCAGUUACAAGCUCAACAGGCUCACCUUCAGCAGGUGGCCCAGUCUGUCCGCUCUCUCCUGGAGCAGCCAGACUCCAGUGUGCCACCAGAGAAGAAGGAACGCUUACGGGCAAAACUAGACCAACUACAGAGUCAGCAUCAGGAGCGCCUUCAGAACUGUCAGGACCGGCUCAGGCGGACAGAUGCCCUCAGAGAUGAGUUUGCCAAGUUUGUGCAGGAGCAUGGGAACCUGGAGACUUGGUUGGAUCAGAGUCAACAAGAACUACGUACACUUGGGGAAGGGGAAACUGAUGCAAAGGGUCUACAAGACAGGAUAGAGGAGCACAAAAAGCUUGCAGAAGAUGUCAUCUGUCACAAAGCUGAUCUACGCUUUGUGACAAUCUCUGGGCAGAAGGUUCUGGAUUCAAUCCAGGGGGCCUUGGAGAAGGUGGGCAGUACGGAUCCAGCUUUGGAGGAAACCAGACACCUAGUGAGUGGCAAGCUCCAAGAUGCCACACAGCGCUACAGUUCAUUACACAGCAAGUCCUCAGAACUUGGCACCCGUCUCUCAGGUCUCCUGGAGCGAUUCCAACACUACCAAGAUGAGGCUGGUUCUUUAGGAUCCUGGCUGAGCACUCAGGAGCAAAAUCAGACAGUAUUUAAGCCCAGCGGAGAGCAAACGGACACUCAGACAUUGCAGCAAACUCUCAGUACUCUACAGCUGUUGCAGGAUGAGUUGGCAGAGCGUUCGGUACAGCUUGAGAAGGUCAAGAGGGCAGGAAAAGAGCUGGUCAGCACUCAGGAGUCCCCAACUCUCAAAAAUGCAGACAUUAACAAUCUUACAGAUGCUCUGGAGAAGCGCUUUGAAACCCUGUCUAAUUCAGUGUCAGUGAGAGCUGAACAGCUUCAAACCGCCGUUGCCCAAUCAGUCAGCGUCCAGGAGGGGCUUAAAGCACUGCUGGCAUGGUUAGAUGGACUACCUUUAUCACCUGGCGAAGUCCAGCCCACUGCUCAAGCAGUUCAGGAUGCCCUGACACAAAAUCAGAAAAUACGCCAGGAACUGCUUUCAAGGCAGGGCAGCGUGGAUGCGACUCUAGACUCUGUGUCCAGGCUUCUGAAGUCUGCAGAUGCAUCGACCGCAUCUGACCUGCAGGGGGCACUUCAGGACCUGAGUCAGCGCUACACAGCGGCCCAGGCCAAACAGACUGAAAGAGAGACUGAGCUGCGGGGACUUUUGCUCAAGUUGGAGAGCUUUGAGCGCCAGAGUGCAGACCUCCGCGGCUUUACGCAGAGUCGAGAAAGGGCUCUCAGCCCAGUAGGCCAACCUGACUGCAGCGUUGAUGACUACAAACAGACCAUAGAGGAGGUGAGAUCAGAAAUUACCCAAGAGUCAAGUCAAUUAAAGUCAUUUAUCGAGCUUGGUUCAGACCUAAGCAAGUCUGGGAUCCUUGCCAAUGCACAAAGCCUUCUGGACACAACCAAAGAGGUUUCUGAGGACUUUGCACGCUUGGAAUCCAACGUCAAUGAGAGUUUUGAUUCCAUCCAGAGCUGCGUCCAGCAACUGGCCGAGUUCCGCUCUCGCUCCGGCUCCCUCCUCAGGUGGCUGCAGACCGUACAAGAACAACUUCCUGCUAAAGAGCCCAACCUAAGCACAGAAAGCCUGCAGAGAAGAGCACAGCAGCUUAAAGAUCUACUCACAGAAUGGGAGACCCAAGGAAGCCAAGUCCAGGAGCUGAACAAGACCAGUUCACAACUGGAGAACUUGAUUAUCAACAUCACAUCUCCCAAGAAUAAGACUGGUGUUUCCCAGCUCAAUGGUGCUUCCAGCCCCAACAGUGUUAAUGGCAUUCACACCUGUAAAGACUUGACAGAGAUCCAGGUGGCAGUGGCAGAUGUGAACUGCAAGUAUGAACAGCUGGGCAGUGACAUGAGGGAAAGGAAGGGUAGGCAAGAAGCCUCUCUAGACCUGCGGCAGAAGGCCAGGCAGGCCUCUGAGGCACUCAUCCAGUGGCUGAGCCCCCGUGAACAGAGCCUGGCACAAGGGCAGAGCGCCUCACCUUCUCGGCCCGAGGCGGUGCGUGCUCAAGCUCAAGAAACCAAGGUUUUACUUACUGAGCUUGCCGACCAUUCUGGGAAAGUGGAGGAUCUAAAAAACAUUCUCAAUCAGCUAAUAACCGAUAAUCCUGAUUCUCCUGAUGCUGAGACUUGGAAACGUCAGCUUGAAGACAUAGACUCGCGGUGGACGAAAGCCAAUCAGACUGCAGCACAGAGGCAGACUGAAUUGGAAGCGUGUGCUGAUAGGCUGGGAAGUUUUGCUGCAGCAGCCAAUCAGCUAGGACCAUGGCUACGAGAGAAAGAGCUGAUGAUGAGUGUAUUAGGCCCACUGAGUAUCGACCCCAACAUGCUCAACACACAGAAACAGCAAGUGCAGUUCAUGCUACGUGAGUUUGAGACGCGGCAACCCCAGUUUGACCAGCUGUCUCGAGCGGCAGAGGGAAUCCUCUCCCCGUCUGGAGAUGAGGGUUCUGGAGAUGGACAGGAUCUAGAGGAGGUGAGGCAGGAGCUGGCAGACAUUUCACGGCAAUGGGAAGACCUCACUUCUCGUCUCACCGGCCGCUCGCAGAAGAUCGACCAGGCGCAGGGAACCAGCGAGCGCUACCUGGCCCUGCUCAGAGAGCUGUCUCAGAGCGUGACCGAUCUAAGCGAGAGGCUGGAUGCGCAGGCCUCUCUAAGCGCUCAGCCUGAAGCCCUGCGCCGUAGGCUUCAGGAAACUGGGGAGAUCCGUGCUGAGCUGGAACAGAGACGGGGUCAACUGGCCCAGGCUGAGCAGCUGUGUGCAGAGCUCAGCACAAUUGUAGCCGAACUGUAUCUCAGAGAUGAGUUACACAAGAGACUGGAGAGUGUGAGCGGCCCCCUCAAAAACCUAGAAGAACGGGCUGCUGAUGGUUUGUCCCAGCUGCAGGCCGCCCUGUCCAGCACUCAACAGUUCCAGCAGAUGUUUGACGAGCUUCGUGGCUGGUUGGACGGGCAGGCUGGGAAUCACACAGCUGGGGUUUCUGAAGCCCUUCCUUGCCAACCUGAUGCUCUAAAGACCCUUCUGGCCCAACAAGAGGAUCUCCAGCGAGCCAUAGCACAACAACGUGGAUCCUAUGAGCUCAUCCAGGCCGAGGGGGCAUCUCUACUGGCAUCCCUUCCCGCUGGAGAUGAGCACUUAGCCCUACAGACUCGACUAAACAUCUUACGGCAAGACUGGGAGGGCAUGAACCAGCAAACCUCUAAUAAACACAGUCGAAUAAAAGAGACGCUGUCCCGUGCUGAGCUGUACCAACAACAUCGCAAUGAGCUUGUACCUUGGGUUGCAGAAUGUGAGGAAAGGGAGGUGGAGAUCCACCCAUCACUGGAUCCCGCCACCUUAGACGAGGCUUUGCAAAAGGCUAGACAGUUAAGUCUGGACUUGGAUCGUCGUCGCCCUCUCUUAGAGUCUCUGAACACGGCAGCAGAUCAGCUGCUGGAACAGAGCUGCACUGGUGAAGAGGAAGUGAGGGAUGAAAAAGCCCAGCUUAAUCGCAGGAUAGACUGUCUCUCUGAGCGACUACAGGGCCGCACGGCUCAGCUAGAAGAGUUGGGAAGCAGACUGAAGGAGUUUGAAGAUGGGAGACUGGCCGUGGAGAGAAGACUUGAGGCAGCCAAGCAUCAGAUCGAGGUUCAGGAGGCGCUGGGGCCGCAAGCUUGUAGCAACAAAAGCCUGGAGCGUCUGCGUAGCCAACAGGAACUGUUAAACUCUGUACAGCCACAGGUGGUGUACCUACGAAAUCUGGCGCAGGGGCUGCUGCAGGAUGCGCCCGAGAUCUCCAGGGCCGGUGAAGAUGGCGGCCAGAGGCUGCUGCAGCAAGCUCUUGAUACGGAAAAAGAGUUUGAAGAAGUUACUGAGAAGACUGAGCAAUGCUGUUCAUCUUUGGAGUCCCGGCUGCAAGGUGUGGGAGAGGUCCAGUCACGUGUGCGAGAUGUUUUCUCCCGCCUGGCUGAUUUGGACGAUGAGUUGGACAGCCUUAGCCCUGUGGGGCGGGAUGCUGACUCUUUGGCCUCACAGUCUGAUGCUGUCAGGGGCUUCCUGGGUCGACUCGAUGCCCUCCGUGGCGAGCUGGAGAGCCAUGGUGGAGAAUGCACGACUAUGCUCCGUAGAGAGGGGAGCUCACCUGAUCUCCUGGCCCUCAGGAGAGAGACCGAAGCCCUGAGCAGACAGGCAGGCAAGCUGGCAGAGCGGGGUCAGAACCGUCUGGCACUCAUAGAAGCAGCAGAAGAGCGUGUGAAGGAGUUCUACGGCCGUCUAGCUGACCUACAAGGGUUGUUGGGACGAGCAGAGGAGGCGCUGAACACACAGGCUGUCGUGGGCACAGAAGUGGAGGUCAUCAAACAGCAGCUUCAGGAAUUCAAGGCUGUAGAAAGGGAGCAGAUAGACAGCAUUCAGCCCAAACUGCAACAUGUCAACGCUGUGGGUCAAGGUCUUAUCCAGAGUGCAGCCAAACACACUGACACCCAGGCGCUGGAACAUGACUUGGAGACCACCAACCUGCGCUGGAACUCCCUCAACAAGAGCGUUGCUGAAAGAAUUGCACAGCUGCAGGAGGCCCUGUUGCAUUGUGGGAAGUUCCAAGAUGCUCUGGAGCCGCUCUUGAGCUGGCUGAGUGACACAGAGGAGCUCAUAGCCAAUCAGAAACCCCCGUCUGUUGAGUACCGUGUGGUCAAGGCACAAAUUCAGGAGCAGAAGCUGCUGCAACGGUUGCUGGAUGACCGGCGUGGGACGGUAGAGAUGAUCAGGGCAGAAGGAGAGCGUAUCGCUGCUACGGCUGAGACACAAGAUAAAGACAAAAUCCAGAAACAACUUAAGAGCCUAGGAGAGAGAUGGAAAAAUCUGCUGGAAAAGGCCAGUGCCAGGCAGCGGCAGCUAGAGGAGCUGCAGGUGUUGGCGCUGCAGUUCCACGAGGCAGUGGAGCCGCUCGGUGAGUGGUUGAGCGCCACAGAGAGACGCCUGAGCUCCGCUGAGCCAAUGGGAACCCAGACCUCCAAAAUCACACAGCAGAUUGUAAGGCACAAGGCUCUCCAAGAGGAGGUAUCCUCUCGGGAGAAUGGUGUAAAACAUCUUGAGACUCUCAGUCAAUCACUGCACCCGCUCAGCUGUGCGGCUGAUCGUGAUUGGCUGGGCGAACGUGUGGCGGCAGUGCGCAACGGGCACACGGAGCUGCGCGAUUGGUGCAGUCGAAGAGAGGUCAUGCUGGAGCAGGCCCUGGCCAAUGCACAGCUAUUUGGAGAAGAAGAGGUGGAAGUCCUUAACUGGCUAGCUGAGGUGGCCCAGAGACUGGAUGAGGUCUCAGUGCAGAGUUAUCAGCCGGAGCUACUAGAGCAGCAACACAAACACACACUGGCUCUUAAUGAAGAGAUUAUCAGCAGGAAGAAGACAGUGGACCAGGCUGUUAAGAACGGACAGGCUCUGCUUAAACAAACCACUGGUGAGGAGGUCCUGUUGAUUCAGGAGAAGCUAGAUGGCAUCAAAAGCCGCUACGCAGAGAUGACAGCGGGCAGCAGCAAAGCCCUCCGUACUCUGGAACAGGCCCUUCAGUUGGCCACGCGAUUCGCAAGCUCGCACGAUGACAUCAGCCAAUGGUUGGAUAGCGUGGAGGCGGAGCUUAGCAACAUUGAGUCAGACACAACACCAGCCUAUCAGGACAGACAGAGGGAGCUAAAGUGCGUGUCUGCUGAGAAGAGGUUAGUUCUGGAUACAGUGAAUGAGGUGGGCAGUGCUUUACUGGAUCUGGUACCCUGGCGUGCACGAGACGGCCUGGACCGCCUGGUCGCCGAUGCCAAUCAGCGUUACCGCCAAGCUGAAGAGACCAUCACACAGAGAGUGCAGUUAGUACAGGCUGCCAUCCAAAGGUCACAGCAGUAUGAGGAGGCAGUCGAUGCAGAGCUGACCUGGGCCGGAGAGACCGAGAGGAAGUUGGCGUCUCUGGGGCCUCUGAGUCUGGAGUCUGAUGUGACUGUGGCUCAGCUCCAGGUGCAGAGAGCCUUUAACAUCGACAUCAUCCGUCACAAAGACACCGUGGACCAACUCCUUAAGACACGAGAGGACAUCCUGGAGAGCUGCAGCGAACAACAAAGAGAGGCUUUGAAGGUGAAGACGGAUUCUUUAAGUGCUCGUUAUGAAGCAGUGAAUCAGAGUCAUGCUGAGCGCUUCUCAGCUCUAGAGCAGGCUCAGGUGUUAGUAGCACGUUUCUGGGAGACGUAUGAGGAACUUGAACCCUGGCUGGGUGAGACAGAGACACUGAUUACCCAGUUACCCCCUCCUGCCAUCGACACAGAAGCACUUAGGCAACAGCAAGACCAGAUGAGGCUUCUGAGAGAGUCCAUUGCUGAGCAUAAGCCUCACAUAGAUAAACUGCUAAAGAUCGGCCCACAGCUGGCAGAACUGAGUGCCCAGGAAGGGGCAACAGUAAGACAACGUUAUAAUGAAGCAGAGAGACGUUACCUCGGCAUCAAAGAGGAGGUCAAAGGUCGAGCCACAACACUAGAUGAAGCAGUGUCACAGUCUGUUCAGUUCCAUGAUAAGAUGGACCCUCUGUUGGAGACUUUGGAAGGUGCGGUCCAACGCUUGCGGCAGCCUCCUCCAGUGGCGGCUGAGGUGGAGAAGAUCCGGGAGCAGCUUGCGGAGCACAGGGCAACAGGGCUAGAACUGGACAAACUCCUUCCGUCUUUCAGCGCCCUGUGUGCCCGAGGAGAAGAGCUCAUCGGUCGCGCCCCACACGACGAUCCUGCCGCCCAGGCGGUGCGUUCACGACUCUUGCGGCUGCGCUCUCUGUGGGAAGAGAUCAGGCAGAGGGCAGAGGAGCGAGAAGGAAAGCUUCAGGAUGUUCUAGAUCUCGCCGGAAAAUUCUGGGCUGACAUGGGCGCGCUGCUGAGCACACUCCGUGACUCUCAGGACAUUGUGAAAGAUCUGGAGGACCCAGGGGUGGAUCCUUCACUUAUAAAACAACAAAUAGAGGCAGCAGAGGCCAUUAAGGCAGAGACAGAUGGGCUGAGGGAAGAACUGGAGAUCGUACAAACACUCGGAGCUGACCUCAUCUUUGCCUGCGGAGAGACUGAGAAACCCGAGGUCAAGAAGACCAUCGAUGAGAUGAAUGCAGCCUGGGAAGGCUUGAACCGCACGUGGAGAGAGAGAAUGGAGAGGCUGGAAGAGGCCAUGACUGCCUCUGUGCAGUACCAGGAUGCUCUUCAGGGCAUGUUUGACUACUUGGACAACGCUGUGAUCAAAUUGUGUGACAUGCCAGCUGUAGGGACAGACCUCAGCACUGUUAAACAACAGAUCGAGGAGCUCAAGCAAUAUAAAGUAGAAGUCUACCAGCAGCAGAUUGACAUGGAGAAGCUUUGCCACCAAGGAGAGCUGCUGCUCAGAAAAGUGAGCGACCAAACAGACCGAGACAUGAUCCAGGAGCCUCUCACUGAGCUACGCCACCUGUGGGACAACCUGGUGGACAAAAUCACAAUCAGACAGCACAAACUGGAGGGUGCACUGUUGGCUCUAGGUCAGUUCCAGCAUGCUCUCUCUGAGCUGCAGUCCUGGCUCAGUCACACUCACGCCACACUGGACACCCAGCGACCCAUUAGCUCUGACCCCAAGGCCAUCGAAAUUGAGCUGGCUAAGCAUCACGUUUUAAGAAACGACGUGCUGUCCCAUCGGGCUACAGUGGAGACGGUGAACAGGGCAGGUUCUGAGCUGCUAGAGUCCAGUCCUGGAGACGAAAUCAACCACCUGAGAGACCAGCUGGAUGAGCUGAACCGCAGCUGGAAGAACCUUCUGCUGAAGACUGAUGAGAGGCAGAAGCUUUUGGAAGCUGCCCUGCAACAGGCGGAGGGUUUCCAUGGAGAGUUGGAGGAGUUUCUGCAGUGGCUCAGACGCACAGAGAGUCAGCUGUCUGCUGCCAAACCCACAGGUGGCCUGCCUGAGACCGCCAGAGAGCAGCUGCAGCAACACAUGGAGCUCCAGGCUCAGUUGACCCCGAGGAGUGAGCAGUACCAUCGACUACUAGAUCAGGGAGAGUCCAUUCUGCUGGCCAGAGGAGGAGAGGAUGCUGGACCUGGUACCACCCAGACCCAACAGAACCUGGCCAUGCUACAGAACAAGUGGGCCAGUCUCAAUGCCAAAAUGGAUGACAGAAUGGGUAAACUGGAGGAAGCCAUCUCAUUGGCGACAGGGUUCCAGACCUCCCUGCAGGACACCAUAAACUGGUUGACACAGGCAGAGCAGACUCUCAACAUGGCUCAGUCACCCAGCCUCAUUCUCGACACCGUCCUAUUCCAGAUAGAUGAGCACAAGGUGUUUGUGAAUGAGGUGAACACUCACAGAGAGCAGGUUCUGGCUCUGGAGAAAGCUGGCUCUCAGCUGCGGUUUGCCAGUCUCAAACAGGAUGUGGUUCUAAUCAAGAACCUGCUGCUCAGUGUACAGGCCCGCUGGGACAAACUGGUGCAGAGAUCACUAGACCGAGGACGGCACCUGGAUGAGGCCCGCAAGAGAGCCAAACAGUUUCAUGAGGCCUGGAGGAAACUGACAGACUGGUUGGAGGAAGCAGAGAGCAGGCUGGACUCGGAGCUGGAAAUCUCUAAUGAGCCUGACAAGAUUAAAGUCCAGCUGGCCAAACAUAAGGAUUUCCAGAAGUCUCUUGGCUCCAAGCAGCCAGUGUAUGACACCACAGUGCGCUCUGGGAAGGCCAUGAGAGACAAGGCCACACUGUCCGCGGAUACACAAAAACUGGACAACUUGUUGGGUGAGGUCCGUGACAAAUGGGACACAGUUUGUGGAAAGAGCGUGGAGAGGCAACACAAGUUGGAGGAAGCCCUCUUGUUCUCAGGUCAGUUUGCGGAGGCUCUCCAGGCACUUGUUGACUGGCUGUAUCGUGUGGAACCUCAGCUUGCAGAGGACCAGCCUGUCCAUGGAGAUCUGGAUCUAGUUUCCAACCUAAUGGAUUCUCAUAAGGUCUUCCAGAAAGAGCUGGGAAAAAGGACCAGUAGUGUGCAGGCUCUGAAGCGGUCAGCCCGAGAGCUGAUGGAGACAGGCCGCGACGACACGGCCUGGGUCAAAGUUCAACUGCAGGAGCUCAGCAACCGCUGGGAGACAGUCUGUGCGCUGUCCGUUUCCAAACAGACCCGGCUCCAACAGGCUCUCAAACAGGCAGAAGAGUUCCGCACAGCUGUUCAAAUGUUGCUAGAGUGGCUUUCGGAGGCGGAGCAAACAUUACGUUUCCGGGGCGUCCUGCCAGAGGAGGCAGAGACCCUGCAGGCACUACUGCACACGCACCAGAAUUUCAUGCAGACGGUGGAGGAGAAGAGAGUGGAUGUGAAUAAAGCUGCUGGCAUGGGUGAAGCCAUCCUAGCUGUGUGCCACCCAGACUGCAUCACGACCAUCAAACACUGGAUCACCAUCAUUAGAGCUCGCUUUGAGGAGGUGCUGACGUGGGCCAAACAGCACGAGCAGCGCUUGGAGACGGCCCUGACUGAAUUGCUCAACAAUGCUACACUUCUGGAGGAGCUGUUAUCAUGGCUACAGUGGGCCGAGACCACACUGGUGCAGCGUGAUACCGAACCACUCCCCCAGGACAUUACUCAACUGAAGACACUAAUCUCAGAGCAUCAGAUGUUUAUGGAAGAAAUGACCCGAAAACAACCUGAUGUUGACAAAGUGACAAAGACUUACAAGAGGAAACCAGCAGAACAUCCCAGCAGCCUUUCAGACAGGAGAGGGUCCCGAAAACACCAGCAGCAGCAGCAACAGCAGCACUCAGUAUCAGUAGCCAGUGGUAACCCUCGCCUCACUCAGCUCUGCUCCCGCUGGCAACAAGUGUGGCUGCUCGCCCUCGAUCGCCAGCGCAAGCUGAAUGAUGCUCUCGACAGACUAGAGGAGCUAAAAGAAUUUGCCAACUUUGACUUUGAUGUGUGGAGGAAGAAAUACAUGCGCUGGAUGAACCACAAGAAGUCUCGAGUCAUGGACUUCUUCCGACGCAUCGACAAGGACCAGGAUGGAAAGAUUACCCGCCAGGAGUUUAUCGAUGGCAUCUUGGCAUCAAAGUUCCCUACCAGCAAGCUGGAGAUGACGGCUGUUGCUGAUAUCUUUGACCGUGAUUGUGAUGGCUACAUCGACUAUUAUGAAUUUGUGGCUGCUUUGCACCCCAACAAAGAUGCUUACAGACCCACAACAGACGCUGACAAGAUCGAAGAUGAGGUCACCAGACAAGUGGCCCAGUGCAAGUGUGCCAAGAGGUUUCAGGUGGAGCAGAUCGGAGAGAACAAGUACAGGUUCUUCCUUGGGAAUCAGUUCGGAGACUCACAGCAGCUGCGUCUUGUACGAAUCCUGCGCAGUACAGUCAUGGUCCGAGUUGGAGGAGGGUGGAUGGCGCUGGAUGAGUUCCUGGUGAAGAACGACCCUUGCCGAGUGCAACAUCCAGGACUUAAAAUCUUCCGUUCUGACUCCAGCAGCUCCAUAUCAUCUCGCAUAGUGACGGUCACUCCUGGCUAUUUCUGCUGCAGAGCUCGUGGACGUACCAACCUGGAGCUUCGAGAAAAGUUCAUUCUUCCAGAGGGAGCUACGCAGGGUCUGGCGGCCUUCCGGUCCCGGGGUCGUCGAUCCAAACCUUCGUCGCGCACAGCUUCGCCUACCCGUUCAUCUUCAUCCGCGUCACACAGCGCCCACAGCUGCGCCUCUCUACCCUCCGCACCCGCAACACCCACAGCCUCCUCAAGGUCCUCCCAAUCCCAAUCUCGUGGCUAUGCCAAGCCCUGGCUGGCACACAGUAAAACUCCAACACCAACCAAGUGCCAGUCCUGCCCAGAGCACAGCCAGACCCCUGGGCAUGAGGGAGGCUCCACAUCUAAACUGAAAAGACCAACUUUCCAUUCCAGCCGUGGCUCCUUAACCGGUGAGAACGGUGGAACACCAACCGCUGCUAAACCUGGACGCUCCGACACCAAACGCACUCCGUCCUCGACAAGUGGCCCAGCCAGUCGAGCAGGGAGUCGCGCUGGAAGCCGAGCCAGCAGCCGGAGGGGCAGCGACGCUUCAGACACGUCUGAGCUCAUGGAGACACGCUCGGCUUGCUCCGAUACCUCAGACACCCCUCGCAGGCCUGGGGCCAAACCCUCUAAAAUUCCCACCAUCUCCAAGAAGACCCCCAGCCCCAAAACACCAGCGGGCAAGAAAUGAAGCCUCCACCCUAUCUAUCAGUCUAAGUGACUGACUCACUCUGAGGUGGUUGUGAUUUAACCAGCAGGGGGAGAACAUCAACACCUUCCUCUCUCCAGCGUCCAGCACAGCCGCACACUGCUACACCACCCAGAUCAAUACCUACCAUAAUGCUGCCUUAUUUGUGUUCUACAUCAUGUCCUUAAUUUGACUGACAUUGCGUUUUCUUGAAUGUGUGAUGGAGAACAUCCACAUAUCUACACAGACACUCGGGAGGGACGUCAGUCCUGCACCAGGGGUUUUCUCUAUUCUUCACUAUGAAUAUGCAACCGCCCGUUACUCUCCAAACCACAUGCAUGGUUGUCACUUUGGUUGGACAAACUCACCCCUUUCAAGUGUAUGCAGACCAGUCUCGCCGGAGUGUCUGUGCCACCGCAAACAAGAGGAAAUCAAUUAAAAACAGACGUUUUCCUCCUGGACACUUGAGACUUUUUGGACUCAUGUAUGUUUAUGUGUGUGCCUGUGUGUGUGUUUGUGUGUGUGUGUAUGUGUGGCAGUUCCUGUCAUGGUAAAUUAACACAGUGAUACGGAGAGGAAGUGGAGGAUACAUAUCUCUAGCCUUCCCACGGCGUGAAGAUAAUUGAAGACUAGAUCCCUCACACAUGAUCACACGUGAUCCUUUCAAAGGAACUCCUAUAGCACACAUUCGCACCGACAGUCUUCUCCGCCGUGUGUCCACGCAUUCUAGUUGUGUCCUUUUGUUACAGACAUCAUGUUUCAGAGCUUCUCCACAGUAUGCAAAAAUAAUAAUUACCAAUUGUGAAUGUUUGUUUUGUGGUUAAUUUAUAAUCCUGACGUUUUCUUUCUUUUCUAGAGUAAAGAGCUGUAUUUAUUUGUGAUUGCAGUAUCAUAUCAACUCUUAAGAAUGACUAGUAUUAACACAACCGGAACCACUCUGGGUAUGUUUUUUGUACAUCCACUCCUGACGUAAUGAAUUUCUCCGACUGAUGUUAUAACUGACCAGGAAGCUUACUGAUUCCAAUGGUGGCCUUUUUGCCGGUGACUACACACUUUAGAUGCCGUCAACAGUGGCUUCCUUGUUGUUCUUUCGUGACGGAAGCACCCUAAAUAAUGAAUGAUGGGGGCGGCUCGCGUAGCCCCUGUUAAAAACAGCGCUUUGAAUCUUGUCUUUGACAAGCUGAAGUAUAUGAAUACCUGAAGAAAGGUGAUUUUUAUUUAUUUAUUGUGUCAUUGGGAGGGAGGUGAGGGCUGUGAAAGUAUCCACCUUUUGAUUGUGUUAUUCUUUUGACAUGACUGAGCGAAACAGGGGUGCAAUUGUGUAAAAGUAAAGACGUUAUGAUUAUAAUUCCUUUUUGUUCUCUUUUGUAUUAAAACAAUGCUUGCAGUAAAA